AUGGCGAGACCAAAACGAUCGUUUAACGAUUAUUGCAAUGCGAAGUUGCACGUGAGCAGGAAAUCAUUGGCGAAAACUACUAUGAAGGACACGUCGAAGAAGCAGCAGCUCGCCGCUCGAGAAAGCAUCGCGGUGAAAGCAAACUGGCAGCGGCGGCAGAGUAGCGCCAGCGGACUUGUCAGUCUGGCGGCGUUCGGGCCGCGCUAUGGACGACGAGGCGACCUCAUCAUGCAUCCUGCUUGUGCGUUUCUCUCGCUCGUCAUCGUCAGCGUCGUCGACUCGGCCGCCAAUCCACGCCUCGUACGCGACGAGACACUCGUGAUCCGCGGCAGCAAUCACCUUGACAAUCAUCACCAGCAUCGCCAGCGGUACCCGAUCCAGCAAUACCACGAGGAUUAUCAGACUGACGAUGAAUCCUACGCUGGAGAUCCUUACCAGGACGAGCAGUACGUGGAUGCGAACGACGAAGAUUACAAGGAUGACAAGAUCUUGACGAGCUUUCUCGACGAUCUCGCGAGUGCGAGGAAGCAACAGGAUCGCGGUCACAGCCGACGCGGUAGGCGAAGACAAUUGAGCAGUCACGAGCAGGGGAUGCUGCUCGUUGAGGCACUCGGCAAGAAGCACCGAAAUCUCAGCAGCGCUGUGGGCAGUUACAGGGGGCAUCCUUCAGCACCGCCUGAUCUGCACAAUGGCAUCAUGGAUAUGCUUGGCAAAAUGAUUCCCCAAACAUGUAAGUACAAGGGCGCGAAGUUCGAAUGCGGCCUGAGUAUAAGCUGCGUGUUGGGGGGUGGCAGACCGGUCGAUCUGUGCUCUGGCGGUAUGAUCUGGAGCUGCUGUGUCGACGACGACGACAUCGUUCCGGACAAAGUGUCCAAACCUACCAGUGGAGUCGGUCUUCUUCAGAAUGCCAGCUGUGGCGAAUUGUAUACUAGGAGCAACCGAAUCGUCGGCGGUCAUAGUACGAGCUUCGGCAGUCAUCCAUGGCAGGCGGCCAUAAUCAAGUCGGGUUUGCUGUCGAAGAAGCUCUCGUGUGGUGGUGCUUUGCUCAAUAAUCGCUGGGUCGUUACUGCCGCUCAUUGUGUCGCCACUACACCUAACAACAAUCUGAAAGUGAGACUAGGCGAGUGGGAUGUCAGGGAUGCCGCGGAAAGACUGCUCCACGAGGAAUUCGCCAUUGAGAGGAAAGAGGUACAUCCGCAAUACUCACCAACGGACUUCCGUAACGAUGUCGCGCUGGUGAAGCUAUCGCGCGUGGUGGCAUUCAAGCAACACAUUGUACCGGUAUGUCUGCCGGCGCGGAGCCUCAAGUUACAAGGACGCACGGCCACUGUCGCCGGAUGGGGCCGUACGCGACAUGGACAGACCUCCGCUCCAAGUGUCCUCCAGGAGGUUGACGUUGAGGUGAUUCCUAACGAUCGGUGCCAAAGGUGGUUCAGAGCGGCAGGUCGCCGUGAAACCAUACACGAUGUAUUCCUCUGUGCGGGAUACAAAGAGGGCGGACGAGAUUCGUGUCAGGGCGAUUCCGGUGGUCCGCUGACGAUGUCAGUGGAAGGUAGGCACGUGCUGAUCGGGCUGGUCUCGUGGGGCAUUGGCUGCGGUCGUGAACACUUACCUGGCGUCUACACCAACAUCCAGAAGUUUGUGCCCUGGAUCGACAAGGUCAUGAGCUGAGUGAUUUUCUAGUGACACUUGUUUUCGUUUGUUUUUUCUUCUUCGUACGAAGUUUGCGACGACAACGGUUGGUCUUUUAACUCGUUUUUUUCUGCGAUCCCCAUGAAAGUUACCAA
Molecule: messenger RNA, 1787 nt
Organism: Phymastichus coffea
Lineage: Eukaryota; Metazoa; Arthropoda; Insecta; Hymenoptera; Eulophidae
Product: phenoloxidase-activating factor 2-like
Exons: 9
Coding region: 1-1671 (556 amino acids)
Biological process (GO): proteolysis
Molecular function (GO): serine-type endopeptidase activity
Source: RefSeq, a predicted model, not a curated record